Lepisosteus oculatus (spotted gar) is the source of this 3254-nucleotide messenger RNA. RefSeq names its product family with sequence similarity 110 member D (gene fam110d). The record is from RefSeq and is a predicted model, not a curated record. Lineage: Eukaryota; Metazoa; Chordata; Actinopteri; Semionotiformes; Lepisosteidae.
ACAGCAAGAUUGUAUUUUUUGAUCCCCGGAGCUGAUAUCAUGUCAAGAAUGAAAGGCUCAAAGGCCAACUGCUUUAACGCGCUAUUUUCUUUAUUUGCCUCUCCGGGAUCCCAAGUCUCUGUUUUAUUGCGAGAGCUACGUGGAGGCUUAUGACGGGUUCGUCCCGUAAGGAAACACAGUAACUGCAGUGGCCACACAACGCCGGGAACGAGGAAUUAAAACAGUAGCUGGAAAAUGCGUUUCCAACAACAGUGCCCCCUUCUCACCGCGGAAGCCCAUACAGGUAGGUGGGAAGAGGCGUCGGUUUACAGCAAGCGUACCUGCCCACUCCUCGUUCGCAGAGGAUUGUCCCGGCUUGCAGCUAACGUUUCGCUGACCCCAGGAGCUAUCCGGCUGGCACUGAGCGAGAACGCAGAGACUGGAGCAGAGCACAAGUAUCGAGGGCUGAUGAGCCAACUGCAGUCAGUCGCUGCGGAGGUCUCAGCUGAUGCGGCUGACAGAGUUACAGGCGCUCCUGUAGCGGGACUCUAGGGGACACGGAGACACAGAUAACAGAGCCCAGGCGUGGGAGAGCGGCGUUCAGAGAAAAAAAACUGGGACAGAGUCGCACUUGGAGUGAAGAUAUCCCUUUGGCAUUUGUGUCUUUCAAGGAUGGGCCGCUAACGUUGAGUUUUCUCUGACACGUCUUCCAUAAAUCCAAAAGGAUUGAAAGAUGAGAAUCGAGAGCAAAUAUUUGAGAUCAUUCCUUCUGGGUUAGGGAAAAGAUAUCUAUGGAAGACAGCAGCCGAAAUGUGGACAGAAAAAUUCCAUUCACAAGUAAAUUCUUCCUACUAUUUCUGGCAUUCUUGUUAUUCUUUUUGUGGGAAGCAGGCAUCUCAUUAAGGAUUCCAUUUGGAAGGAGGAAGAAAGGACUUCCCUACCCAAUUAUCAGAGUGGCUCUGUAACUACUGGAUAUAGAUAUCAAUUUGUAUAGCUUUUCCAGUGCCCAACAAAGAGACUAAUUUUAGCCAAACCCACUCUGCCAGUGCGGUCAGUAGAAUUUCUACUGUAGUACGGAUCAUAAAACAGAUUUCUGUUGUAGUAUUUUGACUUUUUUAGAGCUCUGGGAACUGUGUCCCAGUUCAGAAAAAAAAUCUACCUUUUUGUUCUUUCAGAAGGAUUCGGUUAGUUUUCCGAAAGAAAGAAAAAAGACCUUUGUUCUUUUAUUUUGGGAUAUUGAUUCAGAAGGAAGGAUCUGGUUUUUUCGUGUCCUCCAUUUUUUCCGGGUGUGGCAAAUCUUUCGCUUUGAUGUCUUUAUCGGGAAGGGCCCAUUAUGAAGCCCCUCACACCAGUCGGUUCACCCUCUCCCCUGAGGCUCCUGAACAAGGGGCCUGAGUACCUCCGGAGGCAGAUAGACAGUGGCGACAGGGGGCGCUCUGUCAGUGCCGUAGAGCGCCUGGAGGCCGACAAGGCCAAGUACGUCAAAAGCCAACAGGUGAUCAACAGCAAACAGGAGCCUGUACUUGUGCCCUGCGCCACCCCGCCCCCACAGCCGAGGAGGCCUCUGACAGUGCCCUGCGCAACCGUGCCCCUGCCACCACGCAGGCCUCUCACAGUGCCGUGCUCCGCGCCCCUCAGCUCACUGGGGCGAACCUUUGCCCCACAAGGGGACAAAAGUGAAGCCUUGCAGGACAUUGAGGCCAAGAAGGAGAACCAAAACUUGAAAGAGCUCAAAGGCAACACUGCCAGAACAACCCCGGCCACACCAGUGGUGCAGAACACCCCUGUACUGAGGAGGAGCUCAGGCAAACGCAUGCUGAGGCCGGACUCUCUGAUCAUCUACCGGCAGAAACGCGAGUGUAAGACGUCAGCAGGCGGCGAGACUAAAGGCUACAGCUUCGUUAGGCGGCUUUUCCAGGGGUCCAUGCGGGAGAAAUCCUCCCUGGAAUCGCCACCUAAGAUGAUUAUCAAUGAGGAGAAGUCCCCUUCCAAAGAAGAGGACACUCGGAUGUCUUGGACCAAUGACAAGGAGACGCCCAUCAGGGAACAGGAAGUGAGCUUAGAAAGAGACUCAUCAAAGACGGAGGCAGAGCUGUUCGUAGCUCCCGACAGCCCUCGGACCCCUCGAAGGACUAUGGUCCUCGAGGUCAGUCAGUCUGCGAUCAGUCUCGCUGGGGACACCGGCAAGCAAACUCUUUUGAGAAGAAUGGGGCUGCAGCGCUCCAAGUCAGAUCUCAGGCUACGCUACUCCUUGGCCUUGUCUGAGAAAGAGAGGUUCUUCAACUACUGCGGGCUGGACCUGGAAGUUGUGGAUCGGUUGGGGCUGGAGAACUUUUUCAGUGCCAGCUCGGACACGGUGUCUCUGAUGCUGCGAAGCGUUAGUGCGGGCGGCUCCGAGGCCAGCGAGUUCUCCCGGCACUCUGGGGAGGGACUGUUCGAGGAGGAGCUGACCGAGCAGGUGCCCUCGGUCGUGUCUGUGAUUGAGAGGAAUGCGCGGGUCAUCAAGUGGCUGUAUGGGUGCAGAAACGCCAAGGACACUCCCAAAGAAUCGACUGUAUAGAAGCUAAGUCUUGUAACUAUGACACACCGCAGUGAAGCUUACGGUUGCCAGCUUUUGAUGUUUAAUCCCACCCUCUACCUGUCUUUAAAUGGAAAAACCGUUAUCAGGCCGCAUCUUCUUUCUUAAUGAAAUCAGAGAUUUAGUACCAAUGAAUUCAAAAGAGGCUCAGAUAUAUUUUCUGUUUCAUUAAAAGAAAGGGGAUCUCUUUUUUCCCCAACCCAUGAAAGUUGAGUUCAUACCACAUGAGUUCAUAACACGCAAACCAAAGAUAUAAUAACUUAUAAACGGCUUUUAAAUUAUGAUCAUGUCUUAGAGAGCAGUGUGUCUCAUAUACUGUAGUAAGCAGAUGUUAUUUAAUUAGAUCCAAAGUUAGAUGAUUUUACCUUUGCUCUUAGUUGGUUUGCUAGCACAAGAUACAUUUAAAGCAAGGUUGUAUGGGUGGGAAUAAAUAUAAAAACAGGCAGCCUUACUGAUAAUGUACGAUACUGGACAACUAGGCCCAGUGAGCUGGCAUAUUUAUUUGUAGAUGUGAAUUGUGUCUUGAUAAAUGGAAUCGUUUUACAGGCACUACUUGUGUAUAUAUAAAUGUGUAAACCUACUCUUGUUGUCACGUUGAUGAUAAUGAAAGUCCUGAUUCCCUCAAUUAUUUCAUUUUCUUUAACGUUUUCAUAUUUCAGAUCUGGUGCGCAAUAAAAGAAACUUGGUUUUCUCUUCA